This is a messenger RNA of Macroventuria anomochaeta, 1136 nucleotides long. RefSeq lists its product as uncharacterized. The transcript is spliced from 2 exons. The coding region runs from base 106 to 858 and encodes 250 amino acids. The record is from RefSeq and is a predicted model, not a curated record. Gene Ontology annotation, cellular component: cytosol; spliceosomal complex. Gene Ontology annotation, biological process: mRNA cis splicing, via spliceosome. NCBI's taxonomy places the organism in Eukaryota, Fungi, Ascomycota, Dothideomycetes, Pleosporales, Didymellaceae.
CCUGAACGUGACACUCCUACAAUCCACAUUACCAAAGCUCUCAACGUCCUCAAAAGUACAGCAUCUUUGUCGCAAACCUCACAAUAUUCUAUUUCAACCACCAAAAUGUCAAUUCGACACGUCGAAACUGCACCCAAGGCCUCUGACUUCACCCCGCUACAAGAGCACCAGGAACAGACACCGACAACUUUCUUCGGCGCAAAGCCAGUGACGUACGCGAAUUACUCAGGAGCCACACUCUCAGCGCCCCCUUCUCAAUUGCAAGAGGAUCCUGUAUUUGCCAAAUUCAGCACAACAACAGACGGCGACGACACCUUGAUCAAGGAUGUUGAUAUCUGGGUGACUUCAGAAUCUCUUAUUCUCUUCCAAACCUCCCCCACACCAACCGGCGCCGCCAUCUCUUACCCCACCAUCGCCCUCCACGCAACCAUGAAGUGGAGGUCCACAGUCGAAGCGCUCUACAUGAACCUCUCUCUCAACGACGCCGAGACCGUCAACGAUGAAGAAGACAUCCAGACCCUCGAACUUACCGUACUCCCGCCCAACUACGCAACCUCUCCAGAGAGCACAUGCAUCAAGGACAUCUUCAGCGCCAUGAACACAUGCGCGGACCUCCACCCAGAUCCUGAUGCUGAUGAGAAUGGAGAGGAUAUUGAGGAUGACCUGACGGCGCCGGGAGCUAGUGGGUGGAUUACGGCGGAGAAUAUGGAUCAGUAUGUGGAUGAGGAGGGGAACUUUAGUGGGAUGGUGAUUGGGGAGGACCUAGGGCCUGGUGCGGGGACCGUGAGGCAGAGGGAUGAUACCAAGGGAACGAAUGGGGUCAAUGGAGAUGAGACAAAAUGGAGCAGAACAGGCUAAAGCUGGCAGGGCAACGAAUGUUGAGGAGUAGACGCUGAUACCAAAAAGAUGUGACGACCAUAGGCUCGGAAGGCAAGGCCCCUGGGCAAUCGAACCGGGAUGUUCAACAAAAAGACCGUCAAGACGCGCUAGAUUUCGAUUCAGAUUUGGGCCUGAGUUAAUUGUAAACCCAGUACCGCAAAUCAUGGUUUCCAAGAGCGCAUCAGAAGCGCGACAAGCACAAGGUUGCAAGAUAACUUGUAAAUCGAACAAUUCGUAUCGGAAAACAUGUAGAAUGU